AUGUCGGUCGCCUCACCUAUCAACCUCAUCCUCCUCUCGCUCUUCGUCGUUCUGGUAUACUACCAUUUCCGCCCAAAGCAAGCCAUCAGCCUUCCGCGCGGCCCGCCCCCCGUUGUUUUCCGCACCUACACUCCCAAGACCUUGAUUGAGUUCAACGGCGAGAAUGAUCGCCCAGUAUACCUAGCCGUGCGAGGUCGCGUAUUCGACGUGUCCCCUGGCCGAAACUUCUAUGGACCGGGCGGCCCUUACGAGAACUUCGCCGGCCGCGACGCCUCGCGUGGCUUGGCUCACCAGAGCUUCGAUGUUGAGAUGCUGACAGAGGACCUGUCAGCUCCAUUGGAUGACCUCAAGGAUCUGGAUGCCGAUCAGCUGGAGAACCUCCAGUCGUGGGAAGACCGCUUCUCCGAAAAGUAUCUGGUGGUUGGUAAGCUCGUGGCUGAGGGUGAUUCUGAAGCACCCAAGUCUUAA
Penicillium cosmopolitanum is the source of this 468-nucleotide messenger RNA. Its product is annotated as cytochrome b5-like heme/steroid binding domain-containing protein. The coding region runs from base 1 to 468 and encodes 155 amino acids. Gene Ontology annotation, cellular component: membrane; endomembrane system. NCBI's taxonomy places the organism in Eukaryota, Fungi, Ascomycota, Eurotiomycetes, Eurotiales, Aspergillaceae. The record is from RefSeq and is a predicted model, not a curated record. The transcript has 2 exons.